GCGCCCACCCUGCUGCCAAAACGCAGCUGCUUGGGGGCACAGAGCGCAGGACCACAGAAGCAGACACGCCGUGCCUGUGUAGACUUAGCAGCCCGCUCCUUUGAAGGGACAUUCUACGUGCAUCGGGAAAGGAGAAGGGACACUGGACUCAACAGCUUCGCUCAGACCAGUGGGGUGACAGGGUCCUGCCCUUGGACAGCCAGGCGAGAGCCACCACUGGCUUGGGAACUGAGCGAAGAAAAAUCUCGGACUUUGGAGAAAUCGGAUUCAAAAGAAAUGCAGAAAGAUAUCCAGGGCAGCCACCGGAGUCCGGAAGCUUACUAGACACCAGGUCACCGUGACCCCGGGAACAACAGUGACUGACAAGCGCACAGACCAGGCGCUCGCCAUCAUCUACGGGUUUGCCCGGCGGUGCCGCCUCCACGGCGUGGGACCCGGGUGCAGACGUCCACGGAGGCCGCCAGAAAGCGACAUGCAGCGUGCAGCCCCCGGACUGCCCCAGCUGGGGAACCUCCUGGGCUGCACGGCGCGACGGUGACCCGCGCGGGUGCGAGGGGUGUGCCCGGCCCCGCCUGCGCGCCCCUCCCCGCGGUGGCCGCGCAUCCAGGGGCGGCGCAGAGCCGAGCCGCUCGCCCAGCCGCCAGUGCCCGCGAGCGCCGCGCCUGCUCGGGGAAUCCACUUCGCUGCUAGACGCUCCUCGCUCACUCUCGAUUCCUCCCCGGCUGCUUCCUAUGGCUUUGACUCUGCGGCCGGAGCCUAACCACUAACGGAGAAACUUUUCCUGCGGUUUCUUCUUCCCACCCCCUUCCAGGAGAGGAUUAAAAGUUGCAAGAACUGGUGCCGCCCGUGUCACUUGGGUACUCGCCGGCGAGUUCCGAGUCUCAGCCAUGUGCACCAACAUAGUUUACGAGUGGCUGAAAGCGUUACAGCUUCCUCAGUACGCUGAAUCCUUCGUGGAUAAUGGCUACGAUGACCUGGAAGUGUGCAAGCAGAUCGGAGACCCGGACCUGGACGCCAUCGGGGUGCUGGCUCCCGCGCACCGCCGGCGCAUCCUGGAGGCUGUGCACCGGCUGCGGGAACAGGACGCGGCCGCUGCCGGCCUCUACUUCACACUCGAACCGCAGCCGGUGCCACCCGCACCGCUGCUGGAAGCGGUGCCCCCAGGCCGCCGGGGGGAGCCAUGUGGCGGCUCAGCCCAGGGCACUCGCGGGGACCCCCGUGGCCAGUCGAGCGCUCCCCGCAGCAGGGAGCUGGUGAGCUACCCUAAGCUGAAACUGAAGAUCAUGAUCCGGGAUAAGCUGGUUCGCGAUGGCAUCCACCUAAGCAAGCCCCCAUACUCGCGCAAGGUCCCAAUGGCUGGCAUCCUAGAGUACUUAAUGAAUUGGCCGAAGUCAUCACAGAACCGCUAAAUAUCAUUUUUGAGAGCCCGUGGCGGACUGAUGCGGUGCUGAAGACUGGACAGGGGCGUAUUUAGAACCUUCUUUCACAAAGGGAACUGGAUGGUGACUCUGCAAGCACUCAUGAGCUUAACUUUUUGCUCGGAAAAUUCUGGAAUUAUCAACUUAGUAAGCCGAGUAAUUCACUUGUAGUCAGGAGUAAGGCAGUGACGACCGCCUUUGGAAAUAUAUUGAACGUGCUUUUCAAUGGACACUGCAUGUGGGAAGAAGUCCGAUACAUCUCUUGGAAUUUCUCUCCUUUGCUCUUUGAAAUUUCCAUCCUCAUAGAUAGGAUUGACUAAGACUCAUGGGGAAUUUACUAAUUUCGAGUAUACUACAUAAAAGCAGGUUUCUUACAAUAGCUACUUAAUUGUAUAGCUUUCAAAUUAGCCUCUAUCUCGAGAAAAGUAUCUUUCAUUUUUUCUCUUAACAUACAUGUUAUUUUACUUUAUAAGGCCUUGUUUUCACUAAGUUACACUAUUCCAUAUAAUUCUAUGUAAACUAGUUUGGUGAAGGAACUCUUACUUUAGGUACUUUAUAUAGUGAUUUCACAUAGAAGUAUAACCAUAACUGACAGUUUAAGGAAGAAAUUAUUUUCUGACUUUUUAGAUGUAAUUUGGUGGAGGGAUGACUGCUACAUCAGAAGUACCAUGUCCUGAUACAUGUCAGCUGUUUAUAGUCUUCUUUGCUCUUGCCCAACUUCCCAAGUUGCCUCCUCCCAUCCCAUACCCCCUCAACAUGUUUCUGAUACCAGGAGGUGGGCAGGGCCGUGGUCCAAGGCCGUGAGCAAAAGGAGCCUUGUCUGCACAUCUGUAUGCACAGAAAAUAAAAGGAAAGGGGUAGGAAAGGGAAAGGAAACCUGGAGUGUUAUAUUUUUCUUUUUCAUCAUUAUUUUCUCUGGGUGUUGGUAGUCUACUUUUCUGCUAAGAAAAUACAACCAUGAUGAUGGGGUCUAAACUUCGUUGAGGAAAGGCUCCCGGCGAUUUUAACAAUGUUAACAAGCAUCUGAGGCUGGCAAGUCUGGAGAGACCCUCAGCUGUAUUUUACUGUGGAACCAUCCUUUCACCACGCAGAAGUACAGCAAAGACACAAGCUUGCCUCAGUAUAAUUAUGUUCAUGAACAGGAAACUCUUAAAGGCAAGAGAUUGAUAUUCACUUUGUCUCUAGAAAUAGGUAGACAAUUAAGAAGGGAUUACAUCUCCAGAGGCACUCAUGGCAUGAAACUUUUUUUUUCUCUUUCAAAUCUAAAGUUUAACCACUUGAGCUGCCUUCAGAGAUGAAUUUAGGCACUGUGCAAAGCCUUUUUUAGGCUUAAAUACAAAUGUAAGGAAAUUAAGUUCUAAGAGCAUAUGUGAGUUGUCCCUUAUGAGGUACAAUCAAGUGCUCGUCACCUUUGCAAAUAAGCUGAUCUGUAAAAUACCUGUUAGAUUUUUAAAAAAAGGUGUGGGUGUCUGCAUAGAUUACUGAUAUGAUUUAUUGUGAUAAUAAAUGGCUUCCUGGUUGAGACCUCAUUUCCAGGUGCCACAUCUGUGGCAGAUUUAUUUCGCAGAUGUGCAUUUGUAUGCAUUUGUUGAACUGUGGCUAGCAAGGACCCAAUUUCUGAAAAAAAUCUAUUAUUUUCCCCAGAGGCAAUAGAAUAAAAUCUUCUGCAACCAAAAAGGGCCUUUGGGUACUUUCAAGCUUUAUUUUCAAUUUGAAUGAUGUCGGACUUCAAUUAUUUGGCUAAAUCUAAAUCUUGUCUCUAUGCCACUAUUAGAAUUUGAAAUUAACAAUAAUCCGCCUAAGUUAGGAGUCACAAUUUAGGAUAGUGGAAUAGCCAGUGGCUCAGAAAGAUGUCUUAGGUAAAGCUAGAAGAAUAAAACUCGGGAAGAGAAGCAAUGAAAAGAAGUUUGGUAACUCCUUUGUACUGAAUCCACAUGAAGUGAGAAGACAUCACAGGAGUUCUGACCUUGAAUUGCAUCUAUAGGGACUUAUCUUCAAGAGUCAAUUUCUCAUUGUGUUUUUUUUUUGUUUCCCCCAUUUAUCUAAGCACUGGUGAUUUCCUUAAUAUCUAAAUGUGAUGAUGAAAAGAUAACAGAAAGACGCAAAUCUUGAUCAUGUCAAAGAUUCAUAGUUUCCAGAAAAUUAAGUCAAGUGACAUUAGUUUAUAAUGUUGAGAGGUUUAGAAAAUAAUAGCAAAAAAAAAGGAGUGUAUGAAGAUAUUCACUUCUGCAAAAUGUUGCUUUGCCCAGUAUGGUGGUACACAUUCAUAAUCCCAGAAGAAUUCCAAGUUCAAGGCUAGCCUAGGUUAUGUAAUCAGAGUCUGUCUCAGUAAGCAAAUCAAACAGGAGGGUGGGUCUAUGGAGAUAGCUUAGUUGGUCAAGUUUGUACCAUGCAAGCCUAGAGACCAGUGUUUGAACCCCAGACCCCACAUAAAAAAGCCAGGUGUGGUGACAUGCAGGUAGAUUGUCCACAGUGGGGAGGAAGAGAGAGCAAGGUCCCAUGGAUUGCUAGAAAGCUGCCUAGUCUAUUUGGUGAGUUAUAGGCCAGUGAGAGACCUGUGUCGAAACAAUGAAAACAAAGAAACCAAAUCAAGGUCUGCUUGCAGAGGACAUCUCUGGCCUCCACGUGCACACACAUAGACACACACACAGACACACACACACAUACAAAAUCACACACAUACACACACACACAUUCACACAAUAAUGGAGGAAGGGGACAGAUAGAUUUCUAGACAUAGAAAAAUAGCAAUUUAAGGGAGAAUAAAGCCAGAAAUCUCAGGAAAAAAAACACCCUGAACUUUUGGCUACAAUAUAGUUUCUCAGUUCAGAUCAAGCAAUUUCUUAGAAAAGUUUGCAACGUGGUUGAUAAUUUUAUCUGAAGGAAGACAAUGAGCAUUAAGUUUUUCCUUUGAAAUUAUACAGAUUGCAGCUGACAUCCUAGAACUACCUCAGGACUGUUUUCCUGUGGUGACGCUGCUAGGUACCCAAGCUGGAGUACAGCUUGAGGAAUCAUUGCAAUAAUUCCGAAACUUAAAGCUUCUUUUCUCUCAUCCAGAAAUGGCAAAAAUAAGUAACUCCUCUACUUCUUAAGAGGCUUAAGUGGUCUCCAGCUUAUAUCUAUUCUCAGUCUUUGGCUUAGGCAAUGCAUUAGCAGGCGCUCCCUGUCUCUCCCCAACUCCCUUCCUGAAUUUCAGUUACUUAUUCAUUUCCUCUUAUGUGGAAGAGAUUACUUUAAGACUAACUAGAGAAUUCAAGCAUAUAUUGACACGUCCUGCCGCUGGCUGUCCAGUAAAUAGGGACUUUUGCUUUCUUUUGAGCUCAGAAAAGCUACCUUGUGCGGGUCACAAUAGGAGUUCAGUGAAUGAUUAGCAGCUGAAUGAAGAGAAUUUGGCUUAACUACAAUAGGCUAGGGAGGUGGCUCAGCCAGGGAGAUGCUGUCCUGGCAAGCACACAGGGCUAAAUUAGACCCAAGAAUCUUCAUUUAUAAAGAAUAACACAGUGGCAAGUACUUGUAAUCCAGUGCUACGAAGGUGAGGAUAGUUGGAUCCCUGGAGCUAGCCUGGUCUACUUGAUGAGAGACCCUGUCUUUCUUUCACACACCUAAGGUGGAUGGCAUCUGAGGGACAACAUCUGAGGUUGUCUUCUGGCCUACACACACACACACACACACACACACACACCACCACCACCACCACCACCACCACCACCAACAACAACAACAACAACACCCCUAUCCCCACAACCCCCUGACACCCCCAACAAAAAAGUGAUCAUAUUUAUAAAGACCAGCACGUUUCUUAUCUGGAAAAGUUGUCAUAUGGCACACAUGUAGAUAUUUUCUUAGUGUUCCUUCUUCCAUAACAUCAGAUAUAUACAUUCAGAGAGUGAGUGGGGUAGAUGUGUAUGGCCCUGUAUUGCACAAGGUAAGAGCGCAAGUGACUUCCCUUGUCACCGCAUCUGCAUCUGCAAUGAAUCUGGCCAAGCAAUGAUGCAGAUGACAAGGACUCAGUCAGCCCUUUUCUAAGCUGUGAAAAGAAAGCAUCAUACCAGUGAGCAGGGACCCCUGCCUCAGAACUGACUCCAUCAUGUCUGAAUAUUUUUAAUCAUUGAGUAUUGCGAAUGGGUCUCUUGAGUUGAAGAAAACAAAAUGUGGGGGAAUGCUUCAUUCAUAUCUACCAUGGGGAAUAUCUAAGUUGGUGCAAAAGUUACUUGUCCAGGCUGAUGAGCUAUUCCACACACUUUCAAGGAUCCAAGAGAAUAAAAUGGAGUAUUGGAGCCUGGGACACAAAAAUGAAACGAAGACCCAGUCUCCAAUGGACAAGUCUUGGUCCCAACCAAGUGCCAAGGAUUGGAAAAUUCAUCCAUGAGAUAAGCUAAUAACACAGAAUAGAACCACAGGCGUGCAUACAUAGACUCUUUGCUAAGCCACAGAUUGCUCAGAGCAAAACCACAUUAGGCUUUGGUUUCUAGAAUAUUCUGAUUUCACUCUUAUAGUGAGUCUUACCAUUAAUUACAUAUUCUUACAUCAGAUUCUCUACAGUAUCAGAUUCUUAAUUUUAAAAUCCUCUACUGCUUUGGCUUUAUUAUGUUCUAAUGCGAUAAAAUCCAGUAACUUCCUUGCACAAUCAAAAAGCAAAAGUUUAGAAAUUUCUAUCACUUACUUGCAAAGGGGGCGAAAAAGGCAGGUAGCUUAGUAAAAUGAUCAACCUUCUUUUCCCUUUUUUUACUUAUCAAAAUAGAUAUUUUCUUUUUAAAAUCUGUUUAAGUUCUAGAAAUAAAGUUUCAUCUUAUUGAUUCUUGUUAAAAAAAAGUUUUUUUUUUUCUUUUUACAGUUUUCCUCAAAUUUCUUCCAUUGGGCCAAAAUGCAAUUCAUGAACUUCUGAACAUUAGGCUCUGGUUUCUAGAAUAUUCUGUUUAAACUGAACGUUUUCAUAGAUAUAGACUGUGUAAUAUCUUUUAUUAGGUGGCUUUUUUUUCUUAUUCCAAAAAUGAAAUGCUGUAUUAAGUCUCAAAAGCAAGGUGGCAUAUUAAAUAAGAUGGACGUCAGACAGACUGCGGUUUUUUGCAGUUGCUGCUUCAUUGGCUGAACAUGUGAUGAGAUGCAAGCUGGGUUAUUCAAAUCUUCCACUGAAAAGUUGUCCCUAUACAGAGGUUUGUGGAGGGGCUGAGAUGUCAACAUGUUCUUCUCCGUCAGUGGUUCUCAGCCUUCCUAAUGCUGUGACCCUUUAAUGCAGGCUUAUUUUAAUGUUGUGAUGGCCCCCAACCAUAAAAUUGCCUUGGUUGCUACUUUAAAACAGUUAUUUUACUACUGUUAUGAAUCAUACUAUAACUAUCUGAUGUGCUGGGUAUCUGAUAUGCUAGCGCUGUGAAAGGGUCCUUAGACCUGCGAAGAGCUCGUGACAAGUUGAGAUAAGGGAUCAAGCAGACUUUCUGACUGAAAAACUACCAUCUGGAUUUGUAAACAUAAUGACAAAAUAACCUUUUUCCCUCUUUCUUUCUUUCUUUCUUUCUUUCUUUCUUUCUUUCUUUCUUUCUUUCUUUCUUUCUUUCUUCCUUCCUUCCUUCCUUCCUUCCUUCCUUCCUUCCUUCCUUCCUUUCUUUCUUUCUUUCUUUCUUUCUUUCUUUCUUUCUUUCUUUCUUUCUUUCUUUCUUUCUUUCUUUCUUUCUUUCUUUCUUUCUUUCUUUUCUAUGGAGGGACUGUAUGUGGCAAGUCUGGGAAGAGCAUAAUUGGGACAUUGCUGUGAACCAUAUGAUGUAUGCAUCAUUGUGAUUUGCAAACAUAUGUUUCCCCUUCAAUAAAUGUCAUGGCUUUCACAGCGGU
This is a messenger RNA of Apodemus sylvaticus (European woodmouse), 7241 nucleotides long. It is a transcript of the gene Samd5, whose product is annotated as sterile alpha motif domain containing 5. The transcript is spliced from 2 exons. The record is from RefSeq and is a predicted model, not a curated record. The coding region runs from base 888 to 1409 and encodes 173 amino acids. Gene Ontology annotation, molecular function: protein binding. NCBI's taxonomy places the organism in Eukaryota, Metazoa, Chordata, Mammalia, Rodentia, Muridae.